UGUGAUGAGGCAGCACAUCACCGCCUGCAGGGUCACCGCGCGCGGCAGGCGUGUCCGGUCACCCUAGAAGCCGAGACCCGAGAGAAAGCAAACUUCGGAAACUAGGCGAAAAUAAGAUUAGGGCUGCAACAGGGGAAAAUGAGUGUGAUGAAGACAAGGGUGUGCCACUGUCGCCAAGCGGGCUAUUAAAGACUGAGGGACCCUCGCCGUGUUGACAGAACGGUUCUGGUCCUCACGCCUCCGACACUUCGCACACCCGUUGGACCUCUGCUGCGCCGUGCACCCCAGCGUCGCGUAUCCCAACCAUGACGGUCAACGCGAGUUUCGUCUCGCCCACGGCCGACGCGAAGGUCGCGCAAAUGAUCACCCAGUUCGACACGACCGGCCUGAUCUCGUCGGUCCUCAAUGGCUUCACCAUCUGGAAGGCGCUGCUUGCGCUGCUGGUGGGCGCCGUGCUCUACGACCAGUUCAUGUACAUCUGGCAGAAGGGCUCGAUUGUCGGACCCGCCUUCAAGACACCGUUCAUGGGACCUUUCCUCGAGUCGGUCAACCCCAGCUUCACAAAGUACCACGAGAAAUGGACGUCUGGCUCGCUGAGCUGCGUCUCCGUCUUCCACAAGUUCGUCGUCAUCGCAUCGACCCGCGACAUGGCCCGCAAGAUCUUCAACUCGCCCGGCUUCGUCAAGCCCUGCGUCGUCGACGCCGCCUACAAGCUCCUCCGCCCCGAAAACUGGGUCUUCCUCGACGGCAAGGCCCACGUCGACUACCGCAAGGGCCUGAACGGCCUGUUCACGCGCCAGGCGCUCGAGCAGUACCUUCCCGGCCAGGAGGAGAUCUACAACGAGUACUACAAGCGCUUUGUCGAGCUCUCCCAGGUCGAGAACAAGGGCGAGCACGUGCCCUUCAUGCAGCAGUUCCGUCUGUUGAUUACCGCCAUCAGCUGCAGGACCUUCGUUGGCCACUACUGCUCCGAGGAGGCUGUCAGGAAGAUCGCCGACGACUACUACCUCAUCACUGCCGCGCUCGAGCUCGUCAACUUUCCCAUCAUCCUGCCCUUCACCAAGAGCUGGUACGGCAAGAAGUGCGCCGACAUGGUUCUGGACGAAUUCUCUAAGUGCGCGGCCAAGGCCAAGGUCCGCAUGGCGGCGGGCGGCAAGAAGGAGUGCAUUCUCGACUUCUGGGUUGCCCACAUGAUCGAGUCGGAGAACUACCGCAAGGCCGUCGAGAAGGGCGAGAACCCUGAGAAGCCCGCCAUGGUCAUUCGCUGGUUCAGCGACCUUGAGAUUUCCAUGACGCUCUUCACCUUCCUCUUCGCCUCGCAGGACGCCACCUCGUCCGCGGCAACCUGGCUCUUCCAGAUCAUGGCUGACCGCCCCGAGUACCUCGACAAGGUUCGCCAGGAGAACAUCGACGCCCGCAACGGUGACAUCCACGCUGAGAUCUCGCUCGACGCUCUGGAGAAGCUUCCCUGGACCCGUGCGGUUGUUAAGGAGGUUCUGCGCUACCGUCCUCCCGUAAUCAUGGUCCCUUACCUCGCAAAGAAGGACUUCCCCGUUACUCCCGAAUACACUGUUCCCAAGGGCUCCAUGGUCAUCCCCACUACCUACUUGGCCCUGCACGACGCUGAGGCCUACCCCAACCCUGACUCGUAUGAACCCGAGCGAUGGAUCACCGGUGACGCAGACCAGCAGACCAAGAACUGGCUUGUGUUCGGUACCGGGCCGCACUACUGCCUGGGCCAGACUUACGCGCAGGCCAACCUGAUGCUCAUGAUCGGCAAGGCCAGUAUGAUGCUCGACUGGCACCACAAGGUUACCGAUCUGAGUGAGGAGAUCAAGGUGUUCGCCACCAUCUUCCCUAUGGACGACUGCCUUCUCACAUUCAAGAAGCGAACAGCAGCAUAGACGCAUAUGUCUGUUCGCAUGCGCAACUUUAGCGAUUACCUGCAUUUGCAUUCGGCGCAGCUUCUUCUUGAUUCCUUCUGGCAGGGCGAAAGUCUCUUCGCUCUAGCCCAUUUUAGAUGUAAUGAUUGUACACCCUGCCACCUCUCGAUGGGGCAGAAGGGUUUUGGGAUAGGGUUUAUGGCACAAAGCUACGAUCACGCGUAUUGCGCGCCGGGCGGAAGAGGACAGGGGGUGAGGAGAUAAUGGCAGUGGUAGUGGUAAUCGAUGAUAUCAAGCAAAAGUCUCACGUUCAAAUAA
Boeremia exigua is the source of this 2201-nucleotide messenger RNA. Its product is annotated as cytochrome P450 61. Gene Ontology annotation, molecular function: oxidoreductase activity, acting on paired donors, with incorporation or reduction of molecular oxygen; monooxygenase activity; heme binding. The coding region runs from base 306 to 1904 and encodes 532 amino acids. Gene Ontology annotation, biological process: sterol metabolic process. Lineage: Eukaryota; Fungi; Ascomycota; Dothideomycetes; Pleosporales; Didymellaceae. The transcript is spliced from 3 exons. The record is from RefSeq and is a predicted model, not a curated record.